AAAACGUCGUUCACAUAACAACCGUUUAAAGGGUCGAUUGGUUUCUAUGGAAACACAACAACACAACACUUUUCUUUGCAGACAUUUUUGUUGCAAUCGUUUGUGAAUUGAAUUGUCAUUUAAAUCGGAUUUAAACGGUGUUUAGGAAAUGGUGUUCACAUCACAAGUGGUCCGACAGUGGAUCAAACACCCGGCGUUUCGUAAAUGGUAUUACAAUUUGAGUGGUUAUAACAAAAUGGGUCUGUACAAGAAUGACAUCGAGUGUCUGGGUAAACUGCCUUUCCAUCCGAGCGAUGAGGACUACGUGAAUGAAGUGGUGAUCGGCGCCCCUUAUAGUGUUACCAAGGAGUUAAUGAAUCACUUCAAAGUGGAUGUCGUAGUCCACGGCCACACAGACAUACAUCCCGAUGGUCUGGUGUGUGUAGGUCUGUACAAGAAUGACAUCGAGUGUCUGGGUAAACUGCCUUUCCAUCCGAGCGAUGAGGACGUCUACAACGAGGCGUUGCGUCGACUGCCGGGCGAUGAGUACGACCGGUGGGCCUUCCGGACCAUACGGUGCGCUCAGUUAGAGAUCACCAAAUCGUUUAUUCCCGAGAAAGAGCGCCACACCUAUGAGGAGGACGAAACGAAGGGCCGAUUUCUGGAGCCGUAUAUGAAGGAGAUAUUGGCCGAGAAGAAGGAGAAGGAGGAGUGGCAGGACUUCCUCUCCAAGAAGUGAUCACUCAUUUAGCGCUUAUUUCAAUGAAAUGUUUGUUUUGUUCGCAAAAACGAUGAACUAAUUAGUCUUAAAUUGUUUGUAAAAUUUAUUUUAGAAAUUAAUUGGAAAUUAAGGCCAAAAUAUAGUUAAAUUAAAAUAAAUACUAUAAAUAAAUAAAAUCUCUUUUAGUGUAUAAAACAAA
Oppiella nova is the source of this 899-nucleotide messenger RNA. The record is from the annotation of a GenBank genome assembly. NCBI's taxonomy places the organism in Eukaryota, Metazoa, Arthropoda, Arachnida, Sarcoptiformes, Oppiidae.